AUGAUUCUCUAUAUCGAACAAGAAAUUCUAUUAGAUACUCAAUGUCAAGAUUUAUAUUUGUGUAAUAACGGCUUGAAUAAUGAAUAUUUAUUAAUAUCAUCUUCUAAUCAAUGUUCAUGUAAAAAAGUACAAGCAAUUUUCUGUAAAUAUGAUCAUGAUUCAUGUAAAAAUCGUUGUUUGUUAGAAGAACAUUUAUUGAUAAAACGAAAAAAGCAAACAAAUAGUAUUUUAAUUAAUGAUUCACCAGCAAAUGUUGUUUUAUUAAAUAAAAAUGAAUUAGAAAAAAAUUCUGAAAUUGUUUUUAUAUGUCAUGAAAAUAAUCUGCCAAGUCCAAUACUUGAACAUUUAAAAAAUCUAAUCAAUGAUAGGAGCAACGCAACUCCUAAUCCAUCAUUGCAUCAGACCUUGAUUGGUAAUUUUCUACUGAAACAUAGCGUUUUAGCUCAAAGUGCCUAUGGAAUGUAUUUAAAACUACAACAAACAAGAGACAAUAAAUUUCAAUUGAGACGUCACGCUAAUAUCGGUUAUUUAUUAGCAAAUAUUCUUCUUGGAUUUCUAUGUUCAUUUAUUCUGUAUCGAAAUUUUGAUCUAUAUCAACUGAUAUCAAAUGAAAUACUAAUUCAAACUGAGAAUUUAACAACAUCGAUUAAAUCUAUAAUUGAAUGGCUUAUGCAUGCGCCCGCUGGUUUGAAAUUAAAUCAACCAUUAGUUGAUUUUCUUGCAAGAUUUUAUUUCUAUCAUAUUUAUCUCUGGUCUGGUUAUUUGGAAGUUUUAGUUGUAACAGUCGUACCUUAUUUCUAUAAAAUAUUAUUUAUUCUAUGUCUACUUGGUAUAUCAUUAGCAAUAGGAGCUAUCUGUGAUUUUAUUCGUUUACUAACGAUACAUCUUUAUUGCUUUUAUAUUUAUGCUGCAAGAUUAUUCAAUUGGCAAAUUCGUUUAUUGAUUAUUCUUUUUCGUUUAUUUUGUGGAAAAAAACAAAAUCCAUUAAGAAACAAUCGACUUGAUUCUCAUCUUUGUGAUAUUGAUCAAUUGUUUAUUGUUACUUUAUCAUUUACAAUUUUUCUCUUCUUAUUACCGUCCAUAUUUAUGUAUUAUGCAGUUUUUACUUCAAUUUGGACAAUAACAAUAUUAACUGUCAAACUUAUACAAUCUAUGAAUCAAUUUCUUUUACAAAUACCAAUCUAUGAAUUUUAUUUAUGGUCUACUGGAUCGGGAAUCAUAAGAGGUACACCACGAUUAUCAAUAAAUUAUGCUGAUUCAACUGAAGAUACUGUCUGCUAUAAUUUUAAUUUUGAUCCAGUAUCAUUCAUAACUUUAUAUCGUGUUUGUAAUAUUCGCUUAUCAUUGUUUUCUCUAUCGUUUAGUAAACUUUUUCUUGGAAUUCUAAAAGGAAAAUCUAUAGUUUGA
This is a messenger RNA of Rotaria socialis, 1407 nucleotides long. The record is from the annotation of a GenBank genome assembly. NCBI's taxonomy places the organism in Eukaryota, Metazoa, Rotifera, Eurotatoria, Philodinida, Philodinidae.